Elephantulus edwardii (Cape elephant shrew) is the source of this 945-nucleotide messenger RNA. RefSeq names its product putative olfactory receptor 2W6-like. The coding region runs from base 1 to 945 and encodes 314 amino acids. NCBI's taxonomy places the organism in Eukaryota, Metazoa, Chordata, Mammalia, Macroscelidea, Macroscelididae. Gene Ontology annotation, biological process: G protein-coupled receptor signaling pathway. Gene Ontology annotation, molecular function: olfactory receptor activity; G protein-coupled receptor activity. The record is from RefSeq and is a predicted model, not a curated record. The transcript has a single exon. Gene Ontology annotation, cellular component: membrane.
AUGGGAAAGGAAAAUGACAGCUACCUACAGUCCUUCAUCCUGGUGGGUUUUUCUGAUCGGCCUAGACUGGAGAUAAUUCUCUUUGCUUUUAUAUUAGUCUUCUAUCUCCUGACACUGGUAGGUAACACUGCUAUUAUCCUUUUGUCGAUCAUGGAUGCCAGGCUACACACACCCAUGUAUUUCUUUCUUGGGAAUCUCUCUUUUUUGGACCUCUGCUUCACAACCAGCAUUGUCCCCCAGCUGCUAUGGAACCUUUGGGGCCCAGAGAAGACUAUCACCUAUCAUGGCUGUGUGGCUCAACUCUACAUCUAUAUGGUUUUGGGCUCAACUGAGUGUGUCCUCCUGGCUGUCAUGUCAUAUGAUCGUUAUGUGGCUGUCUGUCGACCCCUGCACUAUACAGUAGUCAUGCAUCCACGUCUCUGUCUGCAGCUGGUGACUGUUGCCUGGUGCUGUGGUUUUCUAAACUCUUUUGUUAUGUGUCCCCAGACAAUGCAACUGUCUCGGUGUGGGCGCCGCAGGGUGGACCACUUUCUGUGUGAGAUGCCUGCUCUUAUUGCCAUGUCCUGUGAAGACACCAUGCUUGUGGAAGCAUUUGCCUUUGCUCUGGGGGUUGCUCUUCUUCUGGUACCCCUUUCCCUGAUCCUCAUAUCCUAUGGCAUGAUUGCUGCCGCUGUACUGAGGAUCAAAUCUGCAUCAGGACGCAAAAAGGCCUUCAACACCUGUUCUUCUCAUCUAACAGUGGUCUCUCUCUUCUAUGGCACCAUCAUCUACAUGUACUUGCAGCCAGCCAACAGCUACUCUCAAGAUCAGGGCAAAUUUUUGACCCUGUUCUAUACCAUUGUAACUCCUAGUGUCAACCCUCUCAUCUAUACUCUGAGGAACAAAGAUGUGAAAGGGGCUGUGAAAAAGCUUCUAGGGAUGGAGAAAAGUGUUGGAGAAUCUUAA